Staurois parvus is the source of this 287-nucleotide messenger RNA. Lineage: Eukaryota; Metazoa; Chordata; Amphibia; Anura; Ranidae. The record is from the annotation of a GenBank genome assembly.
AACUGCUGAUGGGUGGCUGUGAUGGGUACACUGCUGAUGGGCGGCAGUUGUGUAGACUCUGUGAUGAGUACAUUGGUUAGGCUACACUGAUGGCUGUGGUCAGGGGCGGACUGACAACUCAUGGGGCCCCCGGGCAAUAGGGGAUCAUGGGGGCCCCUGUGCCCUUGCCCAAACUCAAAAAAGCCUAUGAAAAAGAUACCAGGGGUAUUUCAUGGGGCCCCCUACUGACCCCGGGCCCUUGGGCAGUGCCCAAGUCCCUCAAUGGUCAGUCCGUCCCCCUGCCCAGA